Messenger RNA from Cylicostephanus goldi, 336 nucleotides. Lineage: Eukaryota; Metazoa; Nematoda; Chromadorea; Rhabditida; Strongylidae. The record is from the annotation of a GenBank genome assembly.
AUGAUAGUUUCCUUCGCUGGAAAUCUAGAUAAUCUGAUCUCAUAUGUGUCUUUCGCUCAAUGGUCUCAACGAGCAUGCACAAUGGGUGCACUGAUCUGGAUCCGAUUACGGCAUUGGCCCGUUCAUCCUGAAAAAAUUCGCAUGCCUAUCAUUAUGCCAGUCUUCUUUUGCAUCGUUUGUACAACAUUGGUGGUUGUGACAAUCAUUGACAAUUUCUCAUCAGCUGUUGUCGGUCUAGGUAUCUGGGUCAUUGGGUUUAUUGUCUACCUCUUAUUUAUUUUCGAGCGAGCUCUUCCUUCUAGUGCUACCUACAGGAAAAUAACAAACAAACUCAAC